This is a messenger RNA of Entamoeba invadens IP1, 843 nucleotides long. RefSeq names its product pyridoxine kinase, putative. Gene Ontology annotation, biological process: pyridoxal 5'-phosphate salvage. NCBI's taxonomy places the organism in Eukaryota, Evosea, Mastigamoebida, Endamoebidae. The transcript has a single exon. The coding region runs from base 1 to 843 and encodes 280 amino acids. The record is from RefSeq and is a predicted model, not a curated record. Gene Ontology annotation, cellular component: cytosol. Gene Ontology annotation, molecular function: pyridoxal kinase activity.
AUGUCGAACGAAGUGAUGUGCAUCAGCUCUUAUGUAUGCUCUGGUUUUGUCGGAAACCGUUGUGGGAUGAUAAUAUUAGACCACUUCCAGAUCCAGGGCAUUUUUGUGUUGACCACACACUUUUCAAAUCACACACAAUACAAGCACUUGGGUGGAAGUUGUAUGCUUGAAGCAGACAUUAAGUCGAUUUUUGAGGCAACCAGCGCAAACUCGUUAGACAAAGAUAUGAAGUAUAUCAUCACUGGUUAUUUCCCGUCAUCUGCUUUAGUCGACAUUACCAUCGAGAAGGUGAAAGAAUACAAACAGAAAGGAAUUUUCUUCCUUUGUGAUCCAAUUUUGGGGGAUGACGGUCGACUGUACACAAAACCGGAAGUGAAGGAAUCAAUGAAGAAACUUGUUUUAUACGCAGACUUAAUAACACCAAAUGCGACAGAGUUAGAGUGUUUGUCUGACCAAAAAGUGAAUUCAGUGAACGACGCUUUACAGGCGUGUUCCGUAUUACACAACAAAGGUGUUAAGACCAUCAUCGUCACUUCAAUCAACGAUGGCGAUGACAUCAUUCUGUUGUGUAGCUUCUACAAACAAACAGACGUCAACAAAAACUUCAAAGUGAAGAUCCACCGACUCAAAGGCUUUUUCACAGGCGUUGGCGAUACGUUCACAUACACCCUUUUUGCUUGGAUCAAGCAAGGUGUCCCCAUUCCAAACGCAGUUAACAGAACUAUUUCUACUCUCCAGACUAUCAUCAAAAACACCACCGGUACUGACGAGAUCAACUUGAUUCACUCAACGCAGUUCCUCAAGAGCACUGACGAGCUUUUCACUCUUGAAUAUUUGAAUUGA